AUGAACUCAGCUACUCUUGACGCUGAGAUGCUCUUGGGCCCACCUCAAUAUGUCCGAAGAACACAACGUUAUUCACUAUAUCAUGAGAAGGUUGUUUCUUAUCGAUCUCUAAAAGAUUAUUCUUUUGAAUUGCACAUGUCGAUGUCUUAUUCCGUAAUGCGCAAUCUUCCAGAUCCUGCUAUGAUAGAACGUCAGCCAGAGAAAGAAUCGUUUGUGGGUGCACAUUUGGUUGACGCGCUUAUUGAAAUGCAUAGGUAUUUCAAAUUGGUGCCUGAAACCUUAUACUUGGCCAAUUCUAUCUACGAUCGAUAUAUGUCAAAGAGGAUAGUUUUUGAUAGGUAUUAUCAGUUGCUGUUAAUGACGUCGCUAUGGAUCGCGGCCAAGUAUGAGGAUAAAAAAUCUAGAAUUCCAACUUUGCAAGAAUUAGUUACUAUAUGUCAUCAAAUAUAUGACCGCGAACAAUUUUUACAGAUGGAAAAACAUAUCCUGGCCACACUAGAAUGGGAAAUUGCAGGUCCUUUAAAUUUACACACUUGUCUCAGCUGCUGUUUUGACUCGGAACCGUUCCUUGUCUCAUCUGGAGCGCCCAGCGCAUUGGUUAGUGUAGCGUCCUAUCUUUGUGAAUCUACAAUGUAUGAUAGGAAUUUCCUCCAUUUUACACCUGCAAUUAAGGCCAUAUGCGCAGUUUUGCUGGCGUCUACAAUUUGUAAUUUCCCUGAAUUUCCUAAUUACAUCUCAAAAAUAUUGUCAGACGCCAUAAAUAACGCCGAUAGUGGGUUUUAUGAGUAUGAAAAUAAUCCAUUAGAAGCUUUAAAUUAUGAUAACCUGUCAGAGACUGCAUCUGCAGAUGUUAAGUAUGACUUGCAUAAUUUGCCCUUUUGGAAGAUAACUCCCAGAACUCUGAACGAUAUGAGGGUUUGUUCCUUGUUGUACUUGAAUGACAUUUUCAAACAAAAACAUUUCUGCGGGUAUCUCCUUGCACUAUCAAAGAAAUACAGCCCAAGUUAUGUCGAUAUAUAUAUCGAUGAUUUUUUUUCAAAGAAUUAUGAUAUGUUAGCUGACCUGAUGGGUCUCACCACAAUAAGCUGCAACGGCAGUGUGUAUUCCUCUCCGAAGGAAUCUUUAGAAGCGGUUGAGCCGAUUAUUGAUCACUUAACUGGCAUAAUUCUAAUGAAGCCUAUGCAAGGUUUGUCGACUUCCAUAUUUGAUAAUAUUUUGCAACAGGCAUCAGACAGUGAAACUUCCCUAACAGGAAAUAUGCUAGGUUCUUUACCGUCGCCAGCAUCUUAUGGGUAUUACAAAUAUCCAGGGGGUAUUAAUUCCUCUACAAAAACUGUUUUCAGAAGUAGAGAACGGCUGCCAUCCGUAUCCUCUUGUAUAACGCCUCUUACACCUACUUCGAUUUCUUCUGGCUCCCUUUUCAGCACUGGCCCUCAGUCCUUCAAAUCUCCCUAA
Molecule: messenger RNA, 1455 nt
Organism: Eremothecium cymbalariae DBVPG#7215
Lineage: Eukaryota; Fungi; Ascomycota; Saccharomycetes; Saccharomycetales; Saccharomycetaceae
Product: cyclin family protein
Exons: 1
Coding region: 1-1455 (484 amino acids)
Biological process (GO): mitotic cell cycle phase transition; regulation of cyclin-dependent protein serine/threonine kinase activity
Cellular component (GO): nucleus; cytoplasm; cyclin-dependent protein kinase holoenzyme complex
Molecular function (GO): cyclin-dependent protein serine/threonine kinase regulator activity
Source: RefSeq, a predicted model, not a curated record